AUGCCCUCACCAUUUGACACCACCCACUCUUCUCGUCCCGUGUUGGCUAGGAAGCGAACAUCCGAGAGAGGUACUUCAGAACAUGGCAUGGAGAGAGCCGAAUCGCCGUCCGACAGCCUGGAUGGUAAAGGCAAGACAAGAGCGCGCAUCAACAUGGCAUGCAUUCAUUGUCGUCACAGGAAAAUCAAGUGCGACGGAGCCCAACCCUCGUGCUCUACCUGUGUUCGUCUUCGCAGAGAGUGCGAGUACGAGCCGGUGACCGAGUACGAAAACCUCAUGUCUCGUGAGCGCAAACGUAGGAACAAGGAGAAGAAAUUAGCACGCAUGGCAUCACUCGGCAUCUUUGCUGGUCAAUCGCCUCUUUCCAUGUUGCACGCAGGCGCUGCGCUCGGUAUGCCAUCAGCACCACUAGCUCACCACCCUCACUACGUCGGCGACAUGUCUCAGCAGGACUUGGCACCACUCUUUCUCCAAAUGCCUGACCCGCGACUAGAAGGUCAGUCGGUUGACUCUCAGUUUGGUCCCCGUCGCCGUCGCGGCAUCUCCGACACACGAGCAACAACAAUGCAGCACAGGUUUGGUCCUCUCACAUCCCCACUUCCUCAGUCGCCGUUCCAGAAUGCAUCGGUCUCGCAACUACCAACACCAGCACAAGCUUACCGAUACUAUCAGUCGCUCACCGUGUCACCAGCACAACAACACGUCGAAUCACCCAAUGCACCGGUCGAGUUUUACCCUGGUCCUCUGUCCGCACCGCUGGUUCCUUCGGUCACUGCGGGGCCCUUCUUCGACCUCAAUCAGCCCACAACGCCUAGCUUCCAGCAUCAACAGCAGACCAUGACAUCGCCUCACGUCGUCGACCUUAUGGGCCUCAGCACUGCGUCGUCCAUGCCAGCUUUCCCUUCAGGUCGCGCUAAUGCCACCGAGGCCGACUUUGACCUUGGUCUGGUCGACCUCACCGGUGUUCCGACCAUGGCACCCACCUCUGCGCAUGUUCGCCCCAUCGAUCUCCCCGCACCUCACGGUCACGACUUUGCCGGCGUUCCCUUCCCUACGCAAGACGCAUUUACUUCGGAAUUGCCAAUUGCUGCGCUUCGAAGGCGAAGUUCGAUUCACUUGCCUGUCAGUACUUCGGAUGCUUUCUUCAAAAGACCGUCCGUAGCUGAGGUCGCUACUGCUGCACUUAUGCAGAAGGUGGCUGGCAAGCGCUUCGAAAAGGUUAGCACCGAUGUCAAGGGGCUUGCUAAAGAGCUUCUCUCUACCGACUCCACAGGGAUCGUUGCUUGGAAUGCCCACGUCCAGUCACAGAUGCCUGCUUCGAUGGCAGCUUGGAGUGGAUUUCAGUCGGCCGUAUCCGCACUUGGCACCAAGCACGAGAGCAACCGCGACUAUGUUGUGCCUACGAUGCCAGCUAGCCGUUCCAACUCGGACGGUCCCCUCUCUCUUGGUCCCCUCCCUCUUGGUCCCCUCUCCCCACCUACUCCCCUCAUCGGCUCCGGAUUGGUCAAGGAAGAGCAAGGUGUUGAAGUGAUCAGUGCAACUUCGAGCUGCAGUGUAAGCUCCAGCACAGGCGACUCCUUGAUCCAAGCUGAAGUUCCCAUGCUCGAGCAUUCCUACUUUGCUAUCCCAGGGGGCAAAGUCUCGCGCGACAUCUCACCCUUCGCGCUCUCCCCAACAGGAAGCAGCCACCCAAGCUCGCUCGUCGCUCAAGAGGCCUGGACCGGGUGCCGCACCGACAACCUUCCCCUCCUCUCUCCUGUCUCGGAGCUCAAUGCCAACUUUAACAGCCUCAGUGUCUUUGCCAACCCUACCAGCACAUCUGUUCAGCAACCUCAGUCUGGAAAGCAGGAGGAAGUCUUGUUUGAUUCCAACUCGCUCUCAAUGGCCUUCGGUCACGAUGUCAAUUUCUGA
Ustilago hordei is the source of this 1911-nucleotide messenger RNA. RefSeq lists its product as uncharacterized. The record is from RefSeq and is a predicted model, not a curated record. Gene Ontology annotation, cellular component: nucleus. NCBI's taxonomy places the organism in Eukaryota, Fungi, Basidiomycota, Ustilaginomycetes, Ustilaginales, Ustilaginaceae. Gene Ontology annotation, biological process: regulation of DNA-templated transcription. Bases 1 to 1911 code for a protein of 636 amino acids. Gene Ontology annotation, molecular function: zinc ion binding; DNA-binding transcription factor activity, RNA polymerase II-specific. The transcript has 2 exons.